This is a messenger RNA of Setaria italica (foxtail millet), 1226 nucleotides long. RefSeq names its product annexin D5. The transcript has a single exon. Gene Ontology annotation, molecular function: calcium ion binding; calcium-dependent phospholipid binding. Gene Ontology annotation, cellular component: cytoplasm. Bases 116 to 1078 code for a protein of 320 amino acids. NCBI's taxonomy places the organism in Eukaryota, Viridiplantae, Streptophyta, Magnoliopsida, Poales, Poaceae. The record is from RefSeq and is a predicted model, not a curated record.
CGAGGAGGACCCGGCCAUCUAUCACAGGAGCCGGCGCCGCUGAUCGCCCGCGCACCCGUGGGAGAGAGAGCAGAGCACGAGCAGCGCCGCGAGCGACACACAGGAGCGGGGCGGGAUGGCGAGCCUGACGGUGCCGCCGGUGCCUACGUGGCCCCGGCAGGACGCCAUCGACCUCCACAGGGCGUUCAAAGGUUUCGGCUGCGACAGCACGACGGUGAUCAACAUCCUCGCCCACCGCGACGCGGCGCAGCGCGCGCUGAUCCAGCAGGAGUACCGCGCCGUGUUCAACCAGGACCUCGCCCGCCGCAUCGCCUCCGAGCUCAGCGGCCACCACAAGCGCGCCAUGCUGCUGUGGCUCCUGGACCCGGCCUCCCGCGACGCCACCAUCCUGAAGCAGGCCCUCACCGGUGACGUCACCGACCUCCGCGCCGCCACGGAGGUGGUCUGCUCCCGAACCCCCUCGCAGCUCCAGAUCAUCCGGCACACCUACCGCGCCCGGUUCGGCUGCUACGUCGAGCACGACGUCACCGAGCGGACCUCCGGCGACCACCAGCGGCUGCUGCUGGCGUACCUGGCGAUCCCGCGCGCGGAGGGGGCGGCGGCGGUGGACCCGUCGCUGGCGGCGCUGGACGCCCGGGAGCUCUUCAAGGCCGGGGAGCGGCGGCUGGGCACCGACGAGCGCGCCUUCAUCCGGGUGUUCAGCGAGCGGAGCUGGGCGCACCUGGCGGCGGUGGCGCGGGCGUACCACCACAUGUACGACCGGUCGCUGGAGCAGGCGGUGAAGGGCGAGACGUCGGGGAACUUCGGGUUCGGCCUCCUCACCGUGCUCCGGUGCGCCGCCGACAGCCCGGCGAGGUACUUCGCCAAGGUGCUCCACAAGGCGAUGAAGGGGCUUGGCACCAGCGACUCGGCGCUGAUCCGGGUGGUGGUGACGCGGGCGGAGGUGGACAUGCAGUACAUCAAGGCCGAGUACCACAGGAUGUACAAGCGCUCCCUCCCCGACGCCAUCCACUCCGAGACGUCCGGCAACUACCGCACCUUCCUCCUCUCCCUUGUCGGACGCGACAGGACCUACUGAUAUCCAGAGUUCCAUUCCCAUGGGACUCUGCUCUGAAUAUGCAUGUUCUGUUCUGUUGUGUACACAUAGCUGUGUGUGAUCAGUUGAUCGGCGUAAUGCAGUGACAGUGAUCGAUCUUUGUGUGAAUUGCGAUGAAAUGGUUUCUUCA